AAUGUAGAGUCUUGAUUGGUGUUCCGCAUUUUGGAGCAUUUACUUGAAAUAUUUCUGCCAGGUUAAAUGUUUACAUAAAUCUAUCUUGUGACAUGUUGUCACAUUGUUUGUGACAACCAUCUCAACUGGUUGUUUUCAGCGAUGGAGCCUAUUAGGUGCUCUGUCGAAUCGUGGGCACAGUUCGGUUUGUCUAACAGGGCCAACGUGAAACUACUUUUGGCUGGGACAGAAGUUCUCCUUUGCACUGGAGGCGACGUACUCGUAUUCAGUAGCAAGAAUAAGAGACUGUCUGCUGUUCUUCAGUUCGACACACCUGUUACACACCUUGCACUUAGUGAACGACGUCAUAUUUAUGCUGCCUGUGAGAAAGAUGGCAUCUACUGUGUCAGUUCACCACACCAGCCCAGGCUUCCCUCUCCUUUGGCUGUUGAGGAUCAAAAUCCCAUAAUACAGAGAGUGGCAGGGGAAUCCAUCCUGCUCAAGGAUGAGACGAUCGUCUCUUUCCUUCUGGCUGGGGACCUCAUCAUUACCGUCUCUCAGGGGGAGGCCAUGUGGACAUUGAGUCUGUACAAAGUUUCAGAGGGAUCCUCCUCGAAAGCCUCCAACCUUCGGAAACUGGCAGAGCAUCGCGUGCCAGCCAUUAAGGCGGCACAACCUCAUCACAAGUCUGUAGAAGAUGAAGAUGGAGGAGCCACCAUCGGACGCCCCGUGUUGAGUUGCAUCUAUCCCAGUGGAGGCUCCUCGUCCCCCAGUGAACUUUCUGGGUCUCCUGGCUGUUUCCUCUUGGAGCCAGCCCUCUUUACCCUCCUGUUUGGGGUGGAUGCUGCCCUCGUCGGCUCCCCUGUGGUCCUCUGUGGCCUGCCAGACGGGCGCCUGUGCUACCUGCCCCUGCUGGUGCCUGGGGUAUCCUCAUCCGGGCAGAGGACGGCACUGAGAGUCCUGCACAGCUUGGAGCAGCCAGUCGCGUUCAUCGGAACCUCGGUUGCCAUGGAAACGGGAGGGCGCGUCCCAAGAAGCCUGGUUGCGAUUGGGCGGCUGGGGAGAGUGCUGCUGCUGACGGCCAAUGAUGGAGGCGGUGAAGGGAAGGUGGCACGGUUCAGCGAGUUCAGCAUUCGGGGCCCGGUGGUGUGUGCGUGUGUGAACGGCAGCCAUGUCUACUACAGCACUGCCACUGACCUGCUAUCUCUGAAGCUGAACGUAACGUCCUCAUCAGAUCAACCAGGACAACCAGAGUCCCCCUCUCCUACCCCCGUUAGCCUAAAUGUUUGCAGAGUUAUCGCCAUGACAACGACCUCAAGCGACCCCACAGGGGGCGCUGUUGAGCUGCUGGCGCUCUCUCUCCAAGGGAGGCUCCAGAAGAUCCGACUCCCCCAGGAGGUCGAUGUAGGCAGCGUUCCCAGGCUACCCGCCUCUCUGGCAGGCCAGAGGGUGAAGGACCUCCUGGCGGGGAUUGGGAAUGUCUGGGAAAGGGCAUCUGCACUUAAAAGCAUCGUCCAGAACAAGAAUGACAGCCUGAGGCGUCUCAACCAAGCCCUUAAUAUUUGCAGCAUGAUGCUGUCCAAUCAGAAAGUAGAGGACCAGGCACGUGACCAUCAGCAGCCAAUCAGCUGUCGCGGUGUCACCAGCUGGAGCUGUGUGUUGCAGGAAGACUCCCUAAUGCUAACAUGCACGUUGGAGAACAGCGGUGCCUUCGCUCUAGAACAUGGGUGGUCUCUUUGUGUUCAUGUCUACCCCGUGUCCGGUUCCCUGACCACUGGAAGAGCGAACCAUUCUAGAACUUACACCUUCCCGUUCCAGAAGCUGGACUCGGGGCAUAAGCUUAACGUGACGUUACCUCUUGGAACCGGCCAUUCUCUUUCUCUCCCUUUGACCGUGGACUGUUCACUCAUAUUCUCCCUGCGUUCUCUUGGUUCUCUAGAGGAACCAAAGCUGUCGGAGAACACUGGUAGUCAGUCUUCAUCGGUACCUACCCAGCACUCAAACUGCAUCUGCCUGCCGCUGAACCACACUAGCUGUAGACCUGCUGGACGCUGUCCCCUUGAUGCCACCACGUCACUCAGCAGCGUCUCCAAGCAACCCUCGUCCCCACCUGACCCCGUCCACGCAUUCCUCAGCUCCCGAAGGGCAGAGCGGGGUGACCCGGCAGACCCAGGUCAAAGGUCAACGCCAUAUUCUGCGACAGUGAAAGUGUCUGCGGAGCUCCUGAGAGGCGUAAUCGGAGCUCCAGGGGCAGGAGGAGGGGGGGCAGGGGUCCACGGGGUGAGUGUGUCCGCUCUGAGGUGGCUGCUGAGUGGGUCCGCUGGCAGUGACAGGCUGGAGGCUCUGCAGACACCCACAGUGACAGGGCUCUGUCCCACAGGAUACACGGCCAGGAUGACCGUCAAAGAGGUGACACUGAGUGACGCGUCUGUAGAUGGGGCAUUAAGUGCCCUGGAGGUACAGAUUGACAGCUUCUCCGUGGCAACAGUGUGUGGACUUCACUAUGCAGUGAUCCGACGCAUCCAGCAUCUUCUGACCAGCAGUACGAGAGGCCAGGAGUCACGCGUGCAGCUGAGAGAGGAGAGCUUGAGACAGGCCAUGCAGCGUGCCGAGACGCUGCACAAGGCCCUUCAAGCGGCUCUGGUCCCCACGGCUCUAGGGGUCAGCCCCAACAGCAGCAGGACCAGCCACAGACUGCUCAGCAUCUACCAGCAGCUACGUGAAAACCCCCUGCUCAUCCUCUGACCAGCAGCGACACACGCACACACACACGCACACACACACACACACACACACACACACACGGACGGAUAGGCCGCAUUAACAUGCCAGGCGGUCUGAUGGUUUCAUACUCAUUGCUUUCCUGGAUUGCAUUAAAACUCAUCAUGCCUUGCGUCUCGGAGACUUGCAUGGGAAGAAGGAAGUCCUGAACAGGCUUCUUCCAGUAUAUAUACUUCCCAGUUAUCAAGGGAAUGGUUACUGUUAUGUAGGUGUAAUAUUUGUCCAUGUAAGCAGUAGUUGGGGUAAAUAUUUACUGUUCUGAGCACCCACAUAGUUCACCAAGUGGUCUGGGAUUCCCUCCAAAAAUUCUAGAGCUUGCUUUGUCUGUGUUGUGUUCCUUAGCUGCCAUGGAAACGGUACCCAAGUUAUCCAUUGUCCCCCUCUAUUGUUCUGCGUAUGCUAUGGCAGAACUGUUCCUAAUUUAGCAAACUGACCCACUGACCACACAGUGUAAAUGUAAGUAUAAGUGAUUUGCAGUUGAUCUAUGGUUACUGCAAAAUGGUUCAGAUUGAGGUGGCUUUCAGGGCAUGCUGCACAUAGUAUUAGGUGGGUAGACCAGUGGCGUCUGCACUGCAACAAUAUCUCAUGAACUAACUUGUGAAGAAGACUAGAAACGCUAUUUGCCAUGACCUUUGACCUUAAAGGGCCAGAGCACCUUGUUGUCAGACAGUUCUUCAGUAACUACGGUGGGUAGUUAUGCAGUUUUGAACUGUGCUGCACCCAUUUUGAAUCACACCGUCAAAGAAUUUGAAUGAAGUGAAUGUGUAUAGGUGUGUGUCUACAUGCAGCUGUUCGUAGACUUGUAGUCUUUGCUAAUAGCCUGGGUUCACGUUCACGGUUCAGAGCAGUCUGUCACUACCAAUGUCAUGGCCAUGUGUGUUCACAGAGGAUUUUUUUUAUUCUCAUUUCUCUUUGACCAAAUAAAACAAAACAUGUAGUUGGAACAAAACAAAAAAGAAA
This is a messenger RNA of Clupea harengus (Atlantic herring), 3720 nucleotides long. RefSeq names its product FA core complex associated protein 100 (gene faap100). The record is from RefSeq and is a predicted model, not a curated record. Gene Ontology annotation, biological process: interstrand cross-link repair. Lineage: Eukaryota; Metazoa; Chordata; Actinopteri; Clupeiformes; Clupeidae. Gene Ontology annotation, cellular component: Fanconi anaemia nuclear complex; nucleoplasm.